Molecule: messenger RNA, 1303 nt
Organism: Annulohypoxylon truncatum
Lineage: Eukaryota; Fungi; Ascomycota; Sordariomycetes; Xylariales; Hypoxylaceae
Product: GPI-GlcNAc transferase complex, PIG-H component-domain-containing protein
Exons: 1
Coding region: 360-1136 (258 amino acids)
Biological process (GO): GPI anchor biosynthetic process
Cellular component (GO): glycosylphosphatidylinositol-N-acetylglucosaminyltransferase (GPI-GnT) complex
Source: RefSeq, a predicted model, not a curated record
UUUGAAAUGAUUAAUUAUAAGGGAACUAGCGGUAAAACUUCGGGUCACAUAGAAUCGGCACUUACAACCCCCGAUUGCAACUACGUACCUACCUACCGUAACGCAGAGGCACAUCGCGACGUAGCGUAUUAAGGUUCACAGAUGGCUUCAAAGUUUCCAAACCAUCACAUCGUCGAACUUUGUAGAGCAGAUGACAAGCCCAAUUGUUACAAUCAACCGAUGUCUUUAAUAUCCAAUGCUUAUCAUGACUUUCCCAUUUCCAAAAUUCCCAAUUGACAUCAGACGAUAUCUCCAUAUCUCAUUCACAUGCUACUCAUAACCAACCAUUGCUAUUCAUUUCCUAACCAGCAAUAGCAACCAUGUUAACGACGGCGCCAUACCUGCGCGUACGACGACCCUCCCCUACUACGGCCGAGUUCGUCGUAUCGACGCUGCCUCCACCGACGCUACCGCUGCGCAUCACCCUCGCGGCCAUCUACUUCUUACGUCUCGUGCUUAGCCUCGGCGUGUUACUGCUCCUAUACUCGGUCUGGGCUCAAAGCCCGUACUCGACUUCGACGACGCCUCUCGAGCAGCUUUCGUCACCAGCUCCUCUAUCACAUUCGCCACUCGAUAUCUCUACGUCUUCUGACGCCACUGUAACUACAGCGGCUAGCCACAGUGACAGCAACGAUGACUCUACAUUCCUAGCCAUCAUCCAGCAAACCCUCCAAACCCUCCUCCAUUCCCGCAUCGGGCAGCUCUGCAGCUCCCUCGCCGCCUCCCUACCUCCGUGGAUCAUAGUCCCCUGCUCCUUCGCGACACUGUACCUGUUAUCCCUACGCAUCGGGGUCGAAGAGCGGCUCCUAGUCCUGCGGGGGCUAGGGAUCCAGACGAGCUCGAGCGGCGAGACCAUCUUCUCUCCCCUGAAAACGCGCUUCAUCCCGACCGACAAGAUCCAGGACGUCCUGAUCAACGAAGCCUUCCGCGGCUUCGAGGUUCGGCACAUACUAGUCGUGAUUGUGGAGGACGAGGAGCAUGUCGUCGUCGUAUUCCCCAAACUCUUGCCACGCCCGUGCAUCUUGGAGAAGGUUUGGAGGGGCGUGAGAGGGUGCUUGUACGAGCAGGAAGGGCACAAGGCGGACGGCAAAUUCUAGAAGGAUGUGACGUCGCUGCGUGACCCGGGAGAAAGAAAUGUUCAUUGGAAGUCGACAUAGAAAGGCGUUUGGCGUAGAGUUCACUCUUGAAAUAUGAUACCCCCGAAGGUGUUUUGUAGCUUAAUUAUUCACAAGGCACUAAUGAAUUAUGCUAUUUUUACUCCCUA